This is a messenger RNA of Drosophila albomicans, 2054 nucleotides long. Its product is annotated as G protein alpha q subunit-like. Gene Ontology annotation, cellular component: heterotrimeric G-protein complex. Gene Ontology annotation, molecular function: guanyl nucleotide binding; GTPase activity; G-protein beta/gamma-subunit complex binding. The record is from RefSeq and is a predicted model, not a curated record. Lineage: Eukaryota; Metazoa; Arthropoda; Insecta; Diptera; Drosophilidae. Gene Ontology annotation, biological process: adenylate cyclase-modulating G protein-coupled receptor signaling pathway. The transcript is spliced from 9 exons. Bases 121 to 1185 code for a protein of 354 amino acids.
UAGAUGGGUGCCUUUUGCGAAUAAGAACCUUCUUAUAUUGUAACUGAAGUGCUACUUAUAUGUAUACUUUGAUUAUCGACCAUCGAAGGUGUGCGCAAUAAGCGUCUUUAUCCAGUUAUCAUGUCAUGUUGCUUAUCAGAAGAUCAGAAGGAAAGCAGGCGAAUAAACAAGGAGAUUGAGAAAAUUAUCAAAGCUGACAGAAAAAAAAUGGACUAUGUUAUUAAACUCUUAUUGCUGGGUACGGGUGAAUCAGGAAAAACAACGUUUCUCAAACAAAUGCGCAUUAUAAAUGGAGAUAAGUUUUCGGACGAAGAGAAGCUUAGCUACACUAAGAAUGUGUACCGAAACAUAUUCAUGGCUAUGCAGUCAAUGAUCAAGGCUAUGGAAGAACUUGAAAUACCCUAUAGUGAUGUUGAAAAUAUUGAUCGCGCUGAGCUCAUUUCGUUAAUUGAUUGUGGCACAAUCGAAACCUUGAAAGAUCCCUUUUUGAGUGCCAUUAAAUAUCUUUGGAAGGAUUUUGGCAUACAGAAGUGUUACAGUCGUCGAAAAGAAUAUUAUUUAAUAGAUUCUGCAGAAUACUUUCUCUGUGAAAUAGAACGAAUUGAAAAGACGGAUUAUAUACCGAGUGAACAGGAUAUUUUGCGAGUACGUUCAGCGACAACUGGAAUCAAUCAAUACGAUAUUGAAAUGGAUCGAUUUGUACUCCGUAUGGUUGAUGUAGGUGGACAACCUGCGGAACGAAAGAAAUGGAUCCAUUGCUUCGAGAAUGUAAACCUUAUAAUAUUUUUGGUGUCAAUUUCCGAGUACGAUCAAAAUUUGCCUGAAUCCGAAAAUGUUAAUAGAUUGGAGGAAUCGAAAGCUCUUUUUAAAACCAUAGUUAAUUCCCACUGGUUCCAAAAAUCAGCGUUUGUUCUGUUUCUUAACAAGAUAGAUCAGUUUGAGGAGCAAAUCAAAGAUCAAGACAAACAAUUGGUGAAAUUUUAUCCUCUGUAUGGCGGGCCGAAGGGCGAUUCAAAUGCAGCCCGUGACUUCAUUCGAAGCAUGUUUCUUAGUUUGAACAACGACUACGAGAGGGACCUCUAUUGUCAUUACACAUGCGCUACGGAUACUUCUAACAUAACACUCGUCUUCGCCGCUGUAAAAGAUACAAUUAUGAGAACUUUAUUAGAAACCAUAAACUUAUAAUAAAAUAAUAAUUUAUUUAUGUAUCCAUUCCAUUAGUAAUCUAUGUACUUGUAAUUUCCAUAGUUGAAAUAAAUAAUAUAAAAUCAAAUGGAUUCUGGUUAUACAGCGUUUUCAACGCCCUUAUUCGUUUUAAUCAUUAAGUUCUUAGGUCUGGUCAUACUUUUCGAUUUUAAAAUUUAUACUCGAUGAAUUUACUAGGCUAAACUUUUGCAGCCCUCGCCUACAAACACAAGUAAAAAAAUCUUUUGGUAUAUUGAAAUAUGCAACUUGUUUGCAAAAUUUUUUAUAUAAAUUAAAAGACUACGGAAAAAUAUAAUGAUUCAAUCAAUAUUUCAAUUCGUAACACCCCUAGUUCAUGGAAAAAUCACGAAAAAAUGCCAUUUGAAAAUGUGCGCUCUUUUUUGGUAUACUUUUUGUCGUAAAAUAGAAUAUGCUUAAACUGAAGAUGCGGUCACGCGCUGGAAAAUGUAAACGUAUGACGUCAAAAAUUUUGCGCAGUCUAAAUUGCGCAUAUUUAAGCGCCACCUUUUCCACUGCAUACCGGAAAAUAAACAAAUACAAGAAGCAUAAAGUAUGCAGAAAAUUAAAUACAAAAAGGGGCUUUUAAGUUUUGCGUGUGAAUGAAAUUCGAAAACUCAAGGGAGCAGGAAGCGAACGAAAAACAUAACCAUUGUGCUCGCUCGUCGUCAUAUACAGUUUCUGUUCUCAAUCACCUAACUAACGAUUAUUACAAAUCUUCGUUGCAUUUAUAAACUGCUGGUAAAUAAAAACGAAACGAAAUAACGCGAAAAGCGCGAAUAGUGGAAUAACACGACAAAAAAGAAAAAAGUUUACAAGCAAAUGCAUCAGUAAAUAAUAUAGAAUAAUAC